AAGAAAAAUAUAAAUAAAAGAUCUUCGUCUGCGUUGAUUGACGACGAAGUUGACUGACAUAAGACAUAACCUCAAAUUUGUUAAAAGUUAAUUGUCUUUUUCCACUAGUUUAUACUAUGAAUAAUCUGUUUACAGUCACACGUAGGGCUAUUCAAUGCCGUUUCUUGCAUCAGACUCCCAAAUUGUUUCAAGGGAAUUUGUAUGAGCCCGAUUAUCUCGAGGCUAUGAAAUCGCAUCUGCCAAUGUACGACACUUUAAAUAUCCAAUUACGUGGCUAUGAUUAUGCCAUAUUAGAGAAUUAUCAAAAGUUUAUUCAUAAAUUGUUGAAAAAUAUGGAUGUAAAUGUGGAGGAUGCUUGGGCAACCCCCCAUCAAGUCAUUCAAGUCACAACGUAUAAACCAAAGAGUGAAAUUGUUAAUACACAAUAUAAUUUGAAGCUUUAUGAUCGGACAGUACAAAUAACUGAUGUAUUAUCAACUCAGUUGCCAGUUAUUUUACGUGCAUUGGAAGCAAGUACACCAGCGGGUGUUACGGUUCACGUCAGGCCCCAUGAAGAAUGGGACGAGGAAAUUAGAUACGUGCCUGACACGGAAUUAAAACAGUUGAAGCAGGAACUAGACGACUUAGGGGGACCUCUUAAGAAGAAAUAAAAAUGUCAUUAAUUCAAAAACUGUAUUUAAUUUUGUAUAGUUUAAAAAAUAAUUUCUAAUAA
This is a messenger RNA of Tribolium madens (black flour beetle), 712 nucleotides long. It is a transcript of the gene mRpL48, whose product is annotated as 39S ribosomal protein L48, mitochondrial. Gene Ontology annotation, cellular component: mitochondrial ribosome. The record is from RefSeq and is a predicted model, not a curated record. Lineage: Eukaryota; Metazoa; Arthropoda; Insecta; Coleoptera; Tenebrionidae. The transcript has 4 exons. Bases 117 to 650 code for a protein of 177 amino acids.